This is a messenger RNA of Entelurus aequoreus (snake pipefish), 1706 nucleotides long. Its product is annotated as lipopolysaccharide-induced tumor necrosis factor-alpha factor homolog. The coding region runs from base 196 to 723 and encodes 175 amino acids. The record is from RefSeq and is a predicted model, not a curated record. Gene Ontology annotation, molecular function: zinc ion binding. Lineage: Eukaryota; Metazoa; Chordata; Actinopteri; Syngnathiformes; Syngnathidae. The transcript has 5 exons.
AUGCUGUUUUGGGUGACAUUGUAACCUUCUUAAAAACUCAAUAGAACCAAAACAAGGUAAAACUACUCCCCUUUGGAGACGCCUGGCAGAUGUGUCAUGGAGAGGGAGCAACAACACUGACACCUAGUGGACAUUUGCAAAUAUUACAGUAAAAAAAGUCUCAGCAGCUUCCUGUGAGAUUUGAAUACUCCGCUGAUGGACCCUCCUUCGUACGAGGAGGCCACAACCCAGCCGUAUACUUUGAGCCCUUCCACCGUCAACGACCAAGAUCCCCCUUCUUAUCAAGCCGCCUGCCCCUUGGGGGCUCCUCUCCCUUAUGAAGCGACCACCGUCAUCCAGCAACCCGAUCCUUUCCCCGUCUUGACUGUGCCCGCCUCGCCGACCCAAGUCAUCGUUCAUCAGCCGACACUUGUGAGCGGGAGGCUGGACGUCGGCGUCAGACCAAGGGUGGCGGUGUCUCAGCCACAGAGCGUGCACCCUAUCCCCAUCUGCCAGCUGCGCGAUAAGCCCGGUCUUGUCCACUGUUCGAAGUGCAACCAGUCGGUCACCACCAGGGUCCAACGGCGUCCCAAUUCGUUUGCCGUCACUCUAUGCGUCGUGAUCGGCGCCAGCUUGUUAAUUUGCGGGUGCUGUCUGAUUCCAUUCAUGAUACCAAGCAAUUGGGUUGUUCACCACUACUGUCCACUAUGCGGCGAGCAUCUCUAUUCACACGAUUGUCAAUAACAUGGCGUCGGAAACCAUACGACCCCCAAGAAGCUUGUGAACUCACAAUAUCUGUAUUUGGACAAAUCUUUGGACUGACACAAAUGUGUUUUAUGGACCCUUUUGCUGUUAAAAAGAGAAUUGAUAAGAACAGGAUAGGGAUGGGUACUGAAUCUGGUACUUUUUUGGCACAGACCGAAACCCGCCGGUCCUACUGGGCAUCGAUUCACGAAAGCGAAAGUACGUUCGGGUAAAGUUUCCAACAAUGCCAACAAAGAAAUUGACUGAAAAGAACGCUCCAACGUCAGUAAAGUAAGGAUGCACUUUUCCAAAAAUACGCUAGCUUGAUUGUAAUGUACAUUGGCUUGCUUUUGACAUGUGACUUCAUAGCAUUAUCAAUUUUACAUGGCGAUUUCAAAUUUGGUAAUGAAAACUACGACUAAGAAGAACGUUCCACCAAGCAGCUGGUGCGUUUUAAGUAAAAUACUUACAGUAUUAACACUUUUUAGGCCAUGACAAAAGACUGGACUGCAAAGACUGAACAUUUAUUAACACACUCAAAAGUAUCAAAAACUGGUACAGUUCCCAGGUACUAGGAAUUGUAACCAUAUCAGUUCAAAUGUGAACGGUACUCAUACCAAGAACAGGAUUAUUCAGUGCAGACGUUGAUGAGUAUCUGAGGGUGUCAAAUAAAAAAUUUUUUUGCAAAUGAUUGUACAAAUGUGUAAAAAAAAUUUUUUUUAAUGAAUGGUUCUAAAAAUUCCUUCAAAAAUGUAUAGAUGUAUUCAAAUGCUUUCAAUUCUUUCUUUCAGUUAGCACUUAGCAUACGUUUAACACACCAGUAACCAGCUGUUAUAUUUAUUAAAAGUAUUGUAUUCUUAUUGCUCUUACUCGUCAUUUGUUUUGUAUUUCAAGGUAGUUUUGUUAAAGGUCUGUUGACAAAAGAGCAGCUAGCUUAGAAUGUUUUUUUUUUAGGUACAGUCAAUUGUUACUAUAUUUUUGCU